AUGAAGACCAGCCUGACGAUUCGCCUCACUGAGGCUGCGACAUUCCUCAAGACCACGGAAAACAAUGCUCGUCGCCGUAACACCCAAGUUGACGGGGAGUCUGGGUCUCGACCGUCAAUGCUAAGAGGUCUUCUCACUCUGAACCUGGCUAAACCUACGAAGAUUACCUCUAUCGACCUGGAGCUGCAAGCGAAAACGACAAUAUCUUGGCCAGAGGGAAUUGGAGCUCGCAGAGUGGACGUUCAAGAGGAGCACAAGGUGUUCUCAGAAUCUGUUGUCUACUUUCAAGCAAGCCCUGCAGCUCGUCGGAAUGCCUCUGUCGGACCAGGAGUGCAUCCUUGGGAUGCUUCUGAAGACUCAUCGUUGGAUCACCUUCCGGCAACUCCCGAUACCCCUUCUUUCGAUGUCCACACCGCGCGAUCGACUCGUGCCGCAAGACGGGUGAGCGCAGACUUGUCAUAUUUCCCACCCGAGACAUCAAUCCCUCCCUACACUCCCCUUCCGACUCCACCAUCCUCAUCCAGUCAUGCAAGUCCCGCUCAAUCGUUUGGAAAUCUUGCUGGUGAAGACCCAGCACAUGCGUUGGAAGACUUUAGAAAUGCCUUGCGCGCGAGUUUGCCACAAUCUCGCAGCGCGGCUGGCGAUCGCUCACCAGUCCCCAUUCGCUCUUCCGGCUCUUCUGUUCGUGAUCAAGAUAGGUCGUUGUCCAGAAGACCGAGCAUCGACACACUAGCCGAAGUUGAUGAACAUGAACCAGGGACAAGUAGCCCUAACCGCUCUGUGCCCCGCGGACGUCGAGCUCGGUUUAGUCUAACCGCUGUUUCAAACGUUCUUAAAGACGUUGUCCGCUCCAGUUCGCCACAUCGAGAGGAAUCAACUCGUCGCGGCCGUACUAGAGACAAGUCGUCGGAGGAGAAAAGUGGAAGAUCACAAGAGCGACAUGUGCGCAAUACGUUGGGUAAACUCGUUGGAUUGAAGGACGACGAGAAGAAAUCGGAUGGUUGGAAGGAGUUUAAGAAAGGAACUUACACAUUCCCUAUUUCGUUUGCGAUUCCACCAAAUGCGCCUCCAACGAUGCAAUGCCCAUGGGGCACAGUUCUAUGGAGGCUCAAAGCAGAUGUCCAUCGUCCUGGGGCACUGACAUCUCGUAUUUCUGCUUCGAGAGAGGUCAUCAUUGUCGCGGGUCCGACUGAGGACGAUAUGGAAGGCACUGAGAAUAUUGUGGUUGAACGCCAUUGGGAGCAACAACUCCAGUAUCUCAUUUCUAUUUCUGGUCGGAGUUUCCCUAUCGGAGGAAUAGUGCCCGUUUCGAUGACUCUUCUGCCUCUAUGCAAGGUGAAAAUACAUCGGUUAUCGGUUUUCCUGGAAGAGAAGAUAGAAUAUUAUUCGCAAAUGAAGCGUGUUAUGCGGUCUGAUCCUGUGGCACGCCUACCGCUCUUGGUAGUCAAGCAUCCAGAUAAAAUGGGUGGGCCGAUCCUCCCUCUGGUCUCUAAUGCAAGCGACGCACUAGAGACAACGCCACUACUGCUCCUCACGUCUGUUGGCGAUGAUCUGAAUGAGCUUGCUUCACAAUGGAUGGGACCUGGACCUUGGACAUUUUACCAGGACCUCCAACUUCCUUCAUCUUGUGCAACUCUCCAUUUUACCAACAAGAACAAGCGCAGCAAUAUCACAGUGACCCAUGUACUCAAGUGCAUCAUCCGAGUGGAGCGAGGCGACAACUUGGCGGUAGACCCAAAGACAGGGGAGAACAAGUUGUUCGACAUAGUUGUGCAGACACCGAUACAUAUCCUGUCGUGUCGGUGUAACCCAGAAUGGAUGUCGCUCCCGCAAUACUCGAUGUCGUUCGAAGACCCGGCUGAUGUGCCAUCCCAUUGUCCCUGCCAAACUCAUCGGCACACGAAUGGGCUCCUUGAAAGGAUACUUACCCGCAGUUCGUCAGACUCGACCGCAAGUGCAGUCGAGACCCAUCAAGUCCACCAUCCUGAAGCCGAUACUCUUUUUGCGCGUAAUAUCCAGUUUGAGCGAUUGGUUGCUGGUCAAGAGAGCGAGGUGGGGGAGGCCCCGCCUGCAUAUGUUACCCUUUAA
Messenger RNA from Mycena indigotica, 2088 nucleotides. Its product is annotated as Arrestin-C domain-containing protein. The transcript has 8 exons. Bases 1 to 2088 code for a protein of 695 amino acids. Gene Ontology annotation, cellular component: cytosol; cytoplasm; plasma membrane. The record is from RefSeq and is a predicted model, not a curated record. NCBI's taxonomy places the organism in Eukaryota, Fungi, Basidiomycota, Agaricomycetes, Agaricales, Mycenaceae. Gene Ontology annotation, biological process: ubiquitin-dependent endocytosis. Gene Ontology annotation, molecular function: ubiquitin protein ligase binding; protein-macromolecule adaptor activity.